Trypanosoma grayi is the source of this 1260-nucleotide messenger RNA. RefSeq lists its product as hypothetical. The coding region runs from base 1 to 1260 and encodes 419 amino acids. The transcript has a single exon. Lineage: Eukaryota; Euglenozoa; Kinetoplastea; Trypanosomatida; Trypanosomatidae. The record is from RefSeq and is a predicted model, not a curated record.
AUGGGGAGGCUGUAUCUCGUCGCUGGCAUCGAGCCACGCCCGCUCCUCCUCCUCCAGCAUCGCCUCCAGCCUCCGCUUUAUGAAAUUGCUGAGGUCCUCCACCUUGUGCCCCAGCGACGGCAUCACAUCGUCGUAGUGCACAGGCGCCAUGUAGACGAGGAAGAGACAGACACCGCCGUUCGGUUCGCGGCUCUGCUGCUCCGCCGCAUUGGGCGAGCGCCGCUUCGUAUCGGAUUUGCUCAGCGACACCGAGGCGCCGAGGUCAUCGUGCUGGAACACGAGGUGCCAACGCGUCACAUCGCUCGUUAUGACGUGGAUGUUCACGUGAAAACAGCGCGCGGCGGCGUUGAGGCAGAGCUCGUCGCCCCAGACGCCGCAUUGCCGCACCUUGCGCAGGUACGCGUGCCACGCCUCCUCGCCGUCGAAGAGCACGCGGUAGCUGUCGGCGCGCUCGCGCAUGUAGCUAACGAUGAGGUUGCGCACCAGCUUGUGGCUCUCGGGCUGCCCGAAGAGCUGGUUGGCGAGGGCGCGAAAGAGGCAGUUGCCGUCGGGGACCUGCUCGUUGACGCUCUUGAUGCCGAGCUGCGUCAUGCGCAGCGCAAGCCGGCUUUUCGCCUCCGUGAUUUCCUGCUGCCGCCGCUUCUCCGCGAGCGUCUCCGCGUCGUUCACGCCGAACUCCACCUGAUCGUUGCCCACCAGCAGCUGCUGCUGCUGCUGCUCCCACUCCAUCGAGAGGAGCGAGUGGGCGAUCUCCAUCGGCGUGUUGAAAGCGCCGCACGUGGUGCAGAUGCGCAGGCCCUCCGUUGUGCGGAGGGAAGGCUGUCUCACUGUGCAGCACGCGCACGCCCAGAUGAGCUGCUCGCCGCACACGUAGCAGUUGUCUGCGUCGACGGCGUUGAUGCUGCUGCACUUCGAGCAGCUCCAGACGGUGUGCAGCGCCUUCUUCACGGGGCACUGCGACACCCGCUCCUCACCCAUGCGGCACGGCGCGUGGCAGAAGGGGCACGCGAGAGUACCGACGUCGGUGAACUGGCACGCGUCGCAGACACGCGUCGCACUGCAGUUCAUGAAGCCGCAGCGCAUGCACGUCCAGUAGCUGUCCGUCACGCCCUCGCUGCCGCCGCUGCUGCUGCUGCCGCUGCCGUCAACGCGCAGCGGGAGAGGCCGCUGGUGCCGCACCGACGGACCCAUAAUGAAAUUUGCGUGCGACGGGUCCGUCACGUCCACGACAUCCCGACCGCUGCGCGGCCGCCUCUUUGA